AUGGCAUCCCAACAAAUUCAGGCCGAAGCUCAGAAACACGGAGAGAACAUUGGCCUUCGUGUUGCCCGGAGUUUGAGCAAACGCAUGUCCAUUGGCGGUAGCUCGAAAGACACUACAAGCAAAGGGAGCACUGAUCAGAGUGGCACUGGUCAACAGGCUCUCGAUAAGGGCGAACAAAUCAACCAAAGCACUGGCCAGAGUGACAUUGGCCAGCAAGCUGUGGAUAAAGGCGAACAUUACAUGCAGGGCACUGGUCAGGGUAGCACUGGUCAGCAGACUCUCGAUAAGGGGGAACAAGUCAAACAGGGCUCUGGCCAGAGUGGCAUGGGUCAGCAGGCUCUCGACAAAGGAGGACAAGUCAAGGAUGAAACCACGCAAGGAAACUUCAACACUGUCAAAGGUCUCGCAGGAAAGGGAGAAGGCACCAAAGAAGCCGUUAGUGGAGGAGAUGCUGCCGGUGCUAUCGGUAGUACCGGGUUGAACAAGGACAAUCUAAGCCCAGCAAGUGCUGAAAAGACCGGUCGCCGAAUGUUUGGCAGUGUUUCAGUAGGACCACCGGAGCCGAACGACGAUAUUCGAAGAGGUCCUAUCUUCCCAGGCCCUGGAGACCAGAGACAAACAGGAAAUGCUACUACCAGAGGUGCUGGAAGCAGCGCCAAAGGAGGAUUAAGCCAGGAAAAAAUGAAAAACAGCCAAAAACAAACUCAAAAACCCAGCCAGGGUGCUGGCAAAUCGCCAGGUGGAAUUGCUUGGGCUCAGGACCAAUCUGGACCGGGCCAGCAAAAUUUGAACCAAACCAAAGAAAGUACCACCAUGAGCAACACUGUCAAUCAGACCAACCAGACCUUGUCCCAGACAAGUACCCAAGGUAUGGAACAAAAUCAGCGACAAAGCUUGAGUAAAGAAGCGAGCGUUCUUGACCCAGCUAGCGACACCUUCGACGCAAAGGAAGCCGGAGGAAUCAGCCCUACCCAGAAAACGAUGAGCAACAAACCCGAAGGUCAAUAUGGCUAUAUGGAAGAUGAUGCCGCCAAGAUGGGGCAUGCAAGUAAGGAAAAAGACAAAUCUUCUCCCGGACGUGGGCUACUGGGCCAAGCAAAAGAGAAGUUCAACCAGACCUUGGGAGGCGUCAGCCAGAGAAAGAAAUCGGCCUCUGACCAGAGCAAGUCCAAUCAAGCCAAAGCCGGAGGGGCAGCUGCAGCUGGAAUGGGCGCAGCUGGACUCGCUGCACACGGAGAUAGUGCAGGUGGAACCUUUGGUGGUGGUGGUGACUCUAUCAGCGACGAGUUCAACACCAUGUCAGGUAUCAGUGACGAUGUCUUCAGUGAUGGAGCCGCUGGUAAGACUGCUGCCAAGGGGAUGGGUCAGGGCCUUGCAGGAAAGUCCUCUACCUCGGCUAAGAAGACCGACAUGGCCAAAGGAAUGACCGCAGGAAAGAACCCACAGGCCUCCAAGCAGUAUCACCAGGGUGGCAUCGGGGCAGUUGCCGCAGGCAAGGGUAUCAACAAGGGAAAGGGAGCCUUGGGCCAGGGUACAUCCGGCGAUAUGACAACCAGCCAAAUGAGCCAGAAUCUUUCAAAAAAGGGUGGGAUCACCAUGGGAGGAAUGGCCGCAAUGUCUGGAUCUGCUUCUGAAUCUGGAACUCCUGGAAUUCCUGGAGCCCGAGGUGCCGGUGCUGGACUUGCUGCCGGUGCUACUGGCGUUGCCGGUGCUGGAGCUCUUGGAACUGGUCUCAAGCAGGGUACAGACCAAAAGGGCAUGAACCAAGGAGGCAUCAGGGGCGAAGAAGCCACCAGUUCGACCGCUGGUGUCUCCUCUACCCGUGUUGUGCAGAACCUGAGUGGAAGUGGCUACCGGGUGACCGUCUUGCAAGAGAAGGUCCAUUCUGUGACUCAGAAAUGCAAGACUCAGCUAGGCCUUUCCGCAAAAGAGAUCACCCAACGUGGUCCCUCUGUUGAUGCUUUCUUCGAUUCCGUGGCUGAAGAACGUCUGCGCUGGAUGCCACGUGACGGAAGCAGACUGGAUUGCAGUCUAAGAUGGGCUUCUCGCCUUGCUUACGCGGUUGAUGCUCUCCGCGAAUCUGUGGGAGCCUUUGCACCUGGCGCCAACGAUGCGGCAAAAAUGAUAUGGGGCUUCCUGGUUUUGCUUCUGGAGGUGAGAUAUUCUUCAUUCAGUGGAAGUUGA
Penicillium manginii is the source of this 2184-nucleotide messenger RNA. RefSeq lists its product as uncharacterized. The record is from RefSeq and is a predicted model, not a curated record. NCBI's taxonomy places the organism in Eukaryota, Fungi, Ascomycota, Eurotiomycetes, Eurotiales, Aspergillaceae. The transcript has a single exon. The coding region runs from base 1 to 2184 and encodes 727 amino acids.